Carica papaya (papaya) is the source of this 2161-nucleotide messenger RNA. The record is from RefSeq and is a predicted model, not a curated record. NCBI's taxonomy places the organism in Eukaryota, Viridiplantae, Streptophyta, Magnoliopsida, Brassicales, Caricaceae.
GUUGCCCUCCGAAUCCCAAAACUCAAAUGGUUCAAACCCAGAGCCAACCAUAUCAAUUCUUCAUCAGCCCGCCACGUCAACCACACUUGGCACUCCCCCCCGACUGGCGCCAAAAGUGUAAACCACGGAGUUUUUCCGUCGGCGACAGCCAACCGAAAUGAAGCGGUGACGCUGACUCGCUGGUGAAGUUAUCAUUACCAGUAACGGAAACUUUGGCCGGUGAAAACUGACGUGCUGGCUUCUCUCUUCGAUGACUCCCCUUGCAUUCACUCGCGAAACUCAGAAGUUGAGCGACAAAACAGAGCUCUCAUUAACGACGUCCUGUGGUUCCUUCGACCUGCUUCUCUGGCCGAUAGAUACACUGGGUUUAGCAGAGUUGAAGGGGAAGGAAGACAGAGGGAGAACAAACGGUGCUGUUGGUCGAUUGGAGAAGGAAGAAAUUGAAAAAAUGGGAAGCGAACCUAAUGGCAGCAGUAGCGGUAACAACAGAGGAAAAAGGUUUUGGGUUGACUGUUCUCGAUAUCGAAGCCCUUGUGGUUAUUGUUCCUCGACUGAUAAAUCCAGUAUCUUACGAGGUUUUUCUGCAAACUUCAUUACUGUUGAUGACUAUCAAGAUCAUCUUGAUCGAAAUUGGCGGAGAUCUGGCUGUUUCAUCUACAAACCUGUGAUGAAAAGGACAUGCUGCCCAGGUUAUACAAUUCGUCUGAGGGCAAGUGAUUUUGUUCUCUCUAAAGAGCAACUACGAGUGCUCAAACGAAUGCAGAGGUUUUUAGAUGGCACUUUGGAUGCGAAAAAGCCCAUUGACAGAAUGGAGGAUGCAGACACUUCAAAGGGUACGCAAAACUGUGGCUAUCAUGAAGUUUCAAGCCCCACAAGCACAAAAUCCUUGUCUGUUAAAGAUGAACAAAAGGAGAAGGAACAAUCAAUUAUAAAUUCUCUCACUGAACAAAUAGACAAUGUGGUAGGCAAAUGCAUUGCAAGUGGGGAAUUUCCUUUUGGUACUCAGUUGCCCAGAGCUUCUGUCAAAAAAGUUAUAGAAGCCAAAAGGAAACUACUAGCUGAGGGAUCAGAAGAUCUUUCAUACUCUAGUAACAUCGCCUUUCAAAUAGCAGCUGCUUUAAGACGGGCACAAAUGGCAGAGAAGGAUGUGCAGAGUCUAAAAAAUUUAAAACAUAUUUCAGAAGAAAAUGGUCUAUCUCCUAAAACAAUUGCUGAAAAGUUGGCAAGUUUAAUGAAUCAACUGGGAGAAAUGGUUGGGCUUCAUAUGAGGGCAUGUAAUGGACAUAUCAACUUUUACUCUGCUGCAAGAGAUGCUUCAUUGGAUAAAGAUGUUCCAGUUGUUUCUGCAUCUGAAGAAUCUGUCACGGGCAGCAAGAGCAAAAAGAGAAAAAUUUCUGAUUGUCCUCAGCUAAAAAGGCAGAAGCUUACAAUACGUUUGAAAAGGUCCAGCUUUGAUCCAGAAGAGUUUUCAUUAUAUAGACGUUAUGAGAUAAAAGUGCAUGAUGAACCUCCAGAUUCUGUUACAGAAGACUCAUACAGGGAGUUCUUGGUUGAUACCCCUUUGGUGUUUGUUCCACCAUCUGGUGACGGUAAAGUACCCCCCUGUGGCUUUGGCUCUUUCCAUCAGCAAUAUUUGAUUGAUGACCAACUAGUUGCAGUUGGUGUAAUAGACAUCCUCCCAAGAUGUCUGUCAAGUAAAUACUUUUUCUGGGAUCCAGACUAUGCCUUUCUUUCUCUUGGAAAGUUUUCAGCACUGAAGGAAAUAGAAUGGGUGAAAGAGAAUCAAGCUCAUUGCCCUAGUCUUCAGUUCUAUUAUCUGGGUUCUUACAUACCCUCAUGCAGCAAGAUGAGAUAUAAAGCAGCAUAUCAUCCAUCGGAGCUUCUCUGUCCUCUGCGUUACCAGUAAGUUCUUGCUUAGUGCGUCCCCGGUGAAUGUUAAGUCAUGUUAUUAUCUAUUUCAUAUAUGAUUUUAAUAUACUAUAACUAAUUGAAGUUAGAUCUAUACUUUUCAUCUGGUUUUUCUAGCUUUUUCUAUUGUUCUACGUUUUUUAAGAGGGAUAAUUAGGUGGCUUUAGCCAGCUUGAAUGUGUUUGGUUCAUUAGUAAUCAUCAUUACAGAAAGUGAAAGGGGAAGAAGCUGGUGAUUUCAGUAAUUCCUUAGC